UAAGCAAAAAUGAGAGUGAAGUAAAAAUGUGGUAGAAUAUCAUGUUGUUUGGGGGGAGAGAAUGGUGAAUUGGAUUGAGCCUCACUCACACUCUUUUCUUCUGUGGCUAUGGUUUCCAUCUCUUUCUCUUUUUCUUCUUCCAUAGUUCCCACUCCAUUUCCCCUCGACAAAUCCACCAAAACCCGCGCCCAAAAUCCCAUCUUUCGGGUCACCCGUUUCGCCAUUUCAGCUCCUCCUUCCAAUUCCGUUGUCAAAAAGAGGCACUGGAAACAAGGAGAGUUUCCUGGUACUUCCGAAACAUCGUUGCCCCACAGUACGAGGAGGACCCCCAUUAAGAACAUCAAGAAGAAAUUGGAGAAAAAGAAUGAGGCAAAGGCAUGGGUCAACACCGUCACCGAAUCCUUAUCUGAACGCAUCGACAAGAAGCAGUGGCUUCAAGCCCUUCAGGUAUUUGAUAUGCUUAGAGAACAAACCUUUUACCAACCCAAAGAAGGGACUUACAUGAAACUUAUUGUGUUGCUUGGUAAAUCUGGUCAACCUCACCGUGCUCAUCAGCUUUUUACCACAAUGAUUGAAGAGGGUUUAGACCCUACUCCCGCACUGUACACGGCGUUGCUCUCGGCGUAUUGUAGGAGCAACUUGAUUGAUGAGGCAUUUUUGGUUCUUAAUGAGAUGAAGAAGCUUCCUCUUUGCCAGCCUGAUGUUUUCACUUACAGCACCUUGAUUAAAGUUUGUGUGGAUGCUUUCAAGUUUGAUUUGGUUGAGUUGCUGUAUGAAGAAAUGGCUGAAAGGUCAAUCAUGCCAAACACGGUUACUCAGAACAUUGUUUUGAGUGGUUAUGGCAAGGCGGGGAAGUUUGACCUGAUGGAGAAAGUGCUGUCCAGCAUGCUGGAGAGCACUACAUGCAAGCCUGAUGUUUGGACAAUGAACACAAUCAUCAGUGUCUUUGGUAAUAUGGGUCAGAUUGAUAUGAUGGAGAAAUGGUAUGAAAAGUUCCGUAAUUUUGGUAUAGAACCUGAGACACGCACUUUUAAUAUUUUGAUUGGCGCCUAUGGGAAGAAAAGAAUGUAUGACAAAAUGUCAUCUGUUAUGGAGUAUAUGCGUAAGCUGCAAUUUCCAUGGACAACCUCUACUUAUAACAAUGUGAUUGAGGCAUUUGCAGAAGCAGGUGAUGCAAAGCACAUGGAGUGUACAUUUGAUCAGAUGCGGGCUGAGGGUAUGAAAGCAGAUACCAAAACUUUCUGCUGCCUUAUCAAUGGUUAUGCAGGUGCAGGUCUCUUCCAUAAAGUAAUUAGCAGUGUUCGCUUGGCCGGAAAGUUUGAGAUACCCGAGAAUAUAGAAUUUUAUAAUGCAGUCUUAUCUGCGUGUGCAAAAGCAGAGGAUUUGAUGGAAAUGGAGAGAGUUUUCAAGCGUAUGAAAGAUAGUCAAUGUCAGCCAGACGACACAACAUACUCCAUCAUGAUCGAGGCAUAUAGAAAAGAGGGUAUGAAUGACAAGAUAUACUAUUUGGAGCUGGAUAAGAAGACUAUGAUGACUGAUGAUAAACAAGUGAGCCAGUUUGAGAAUGAAAUCUUUAGUUGAUUUGUGGUUUAUAGUUCAGGCUGUUAUUACAUCUGUAUUCUAUACCUCCAUUUUCUGGGAGCAGCUGUUUAUAGUGAAGGCGUGACCAGUUGCUGAGUUGCACAAUGAAGCUUCAAUUUUCAUGAUGAAUGACAGUAACUCCUACCUAACUUCCUUGUUGUAAAGUUAAACUUCUACACUUUUUGGUGUACAGAGUUUAUGAACUGAUAGUAGAGUUUAUUAGUUUAUUGUCAAUUUUUGGGCUCGUGUUAUGUUGAA
Molecule: messenger RNA, 1839 nt
Organism: Cajanus cajan (pigeon pea)
Lineage: Eukaryota; Viridiplantae; Streptophyta; Magnoliopsida; Fabales; Fabaceae
Gene: PPR2
Product: Tetratricopeptide repeat (TPR)-like superfamily protein
Molecular function (GO): protein binding; mRNA binding
Source: RefSeq, a predicted model, not a curated record